GCACUCAUAGCGUCUCUGGAUUCAGUUAAGGAGGAAAAGGAAAGGGAGUCAGUCAGCCACAAGCUCAGCCGGCGUGAGGAUGGUGUUCGUGCGAUGUGUUGUGUUGUAUUCUCUUGUGGGAAUGCUGUUGUUGUUCGGUAGAUUUACCGAACAGCUAAGCAUACCUCUCAAGAGGAUGAAAUCACCCCUACACAUGAUGAUGGAAGUUGGGACUGAUUUUGAACAAGUUGAAGAGCUAGAGAGAGCAAUGUGGAACAAGCCACCAAAGCCCAAAUAUAAUGAUUCUGUUGCCUUGUUUAAAUACCUUGAUAAUGAAUUUUAUGGUGAAAUUGGCCUUGGACACCCUGCUCAAAAAGUCAAAAUGAUCUUCGACACAGCUUGGGCAAAUACAUAUGUAGCCUCAGAAAAAUGCUCUUAUUUUAAUAUUGCUUGCAGGCUACACAACAGAUAUGACGCAAAAAAGUCUACAACCUACGUGAAAGAUGGAACGCCUUUUAAUGUUGACUUGGGUUCAAGUAAUCUUACAGGUUUUCUGUCAACUGACAGGUUGAAUAUUGGUCAUCUUGUAGUUGAAAAUCAGACUUUUGCCGAAAUUGUGAAGCUGCCGAUGAUAUACUUAUUUAGUAUUGCAGAUGGGGUAGUGGGACUGGCAUAUGACAGUCUUUCCAUAGAUAAUGUUGUUCCAGUCUUUUACAAUAUAAUGAAACAAAACCUGAUCAAAGCCCCUCCAAUAUUCUCUUUCUAUAUAAACAGAGACAGGACAACAGACAGAGGUGGCAAUCUAAUACUAGGAGCUUCAGAGAAAAAACAUUACAAUGGAAGCUUUACAUAUCUGCCAGUAACAAAGAAGGAGUAUUGGCAGUUCCAUAUGGAUAAAAUAGAUGUUGACCUUGGAACAAAACUGAUUCCAUUUUGUGAAAAUGGUUGUGAAGCACUUAUUGAUACAAGUACCACAACAAUAACUGGUCCAGCAUCGGAAAUUGAAAAAAUUCAUGAAAUAUUGCCAGUGUCACCAUUUGUCCUGGGACGGUAUCGGGUUCCAUGUAACAAGGUGAUCAAACUCCCUGCUAUUCAUUUUGUCCUGCAGGGAAAAAAUUUUACGCUCAAGGGUCCUGAUUAUGUACAAGAGAUUACAAAGUGGGGCUUCACUGUCUGCCUAUCUGCACUGGUUGGAAAUGAAGCAAGUAAUAUUUGGUCACUAGGAGCAUCAUUUAUUGCACAGUAUUACACAGAGUUUGAUAUGAAGAGUGACCGUAUCGGAUUUGCAAAAGCUAAUAUAUAGCAUAAAGGCAAUGAUAAAUUUGCAGUCUCCUAAUUUGUGUUCAUUUCAAUUAUAUCACUGUUUUUCUGGCUGAAACAGGCUGCUGUAUUGUACAGACUGAUUUACUAUUCAUUUGUUUGAUAAUUAUGUGAUUUAUUAUAAAUAAAAAUGCCAUUUUAAAAAAA
Schistocerca americana (American grasshopper) is the source of this 1446-nucleotide messenger RNA. RefSeq names its product lysosomal aspartic protease-like. The transcript has 9 exons. Gene Ontology annotation, biological process: cell death; proteolysis. Gene Ontology annotation, cellular component: lysosome. Lineage: Eukaryota; Metazoa; Arthropoda; Insecta; Orthoptera; Acrididae. Bases 80 to 1282 code for a protein of 400 amino acids. The record is from RefSeq and is a predicted model, not a curated record. Gene Ontology annotation, molecular function: aspartic-type endopeptidase activity.